CCAUUGGAGAUGCUUAGAUCUAUUUGUGCAGUAAGAUAAAAUGGCGGUAGCUUUGGCGCCAAAAUAUACCCAUAAAUCUCUGUUUCGCGGGCAUUCCGAGUGCUAUAUAUCCAACCCCUCACGCUCAUCUCCACAUUAUUGUUCCUUCACAUUGCAACCCAUUUCUCCAGCUGCCCUAAAUUCAAUCAAAAUGGCCCAAGCACAGCCCCACGACAAUUCCCCCGAAACCAAAGAGCCCACCACCAAAAUCCAGAAGAUCGACGAAAAUGGAGGAGGGGUCCACCCAACUCGACCCGCCCACUUUUUCCGGAUCAAAAAGCUAUCCGAGAAGGCCAUCUUGCCCUCCCGAGGCUCCCCUCUUUCUGCUGGCUAUGAUCUCUCUAGUGCAUCGGAUGUGAAAGUGCCGGCUAGAGGCAAAGCGCUGGUUCCUACAGAUCUCAGCAUUGCAGUACCUGAGGGAACUUAUGCUCGUAUAGCACCGCGAUCUGGUUUGGCAUGGAAGCAUUCAAUUGAUGUUGGUGCUGGUGUAAUUGAUGCUGACUACAGAGGUCCUGUUGGAGUGAUCCUGUUUAACUACUCAGAUGUUGAUUUUGAGGUGAAGGCUGGUGACAGGAUUGCUCAGCUGAUCAUUGAGCAGAUUGUGACACCUGAAGUUACCGAGGUUGAUGAUCUUGACUUGACUGUGAGAGGUGCUGGUGGUUUUGGUUCUACUGGUGUUUAGUAACUAUUACUAGUUAGGAUGUUUCGUAUGCUUUUUAUGUUUUGUUUAGGUUGUCAAACACCUUGUCCGUGUUGCAAAUACUUAUGCAAGGGUUCUGAAAAUAUCUAAUAUAUGUGGUUACCUGGAUCA
Daucus carota subsp. sativus is the source of this 850-nucleotide messenger RNA. RefSeq names its product deoxyuridine 5'-triphosphate nucleotidohydrolase. Gene Ontology annotation, biological process: dUTP catabolic process; dUMP biosynthetic process. The record is from RefSeq and is a predicted model, not a curated record. NCBI's taxonomy places the organism in Eukaryota, Viridiplantae, Streptophyta, Magnoliopsida, Apiales, Apiaceae. The transcript has 3 exons. The coding region runs from base 41 to 721 and encodes 226 amino acids. Gene Ontology annotation, molecular function: magnesium ion binding; dUTP diphosphatase activity.